Fulvia fulva is the source of this 897-nucleotide messenger RNA. Its product is annotated as Eukaryotic translation initiation factor 3 subunit G. The record is from RefSeq and is a predicted model, not a curated record. Gene Ontology annotation, cellular component: cytoplasm; eukaryotic translation initiation factor 3 complex. Lineage: Eukaryota; Fungi; Ascomycota; Dothideomycetes; Mycosphaerellales; Mycosphaerellaceae. The coding region runs from base 1 to 897 and encodes 298 amino acids. The transcript is spliced from 2 exons. Gene Ontology annotation, molecular function: translation initiation factor activity; RNA binding.
AUGGCCGCCGCAGUGCAGAACCCACCCCCCGUCAAGGGCACCGACUGGGCCGACGACGACGACACCCCCGACCUCGCCUCCAACAUCCCCGCACCCCAAAUCACCAAGAACAAAGACGGCACCGAAACCGUCGUCACAAUCUUCAUCAACGAAGAGGGCAAAAAGGUCAAGCGCACCCAGCGCAUCCGCCGCACAGUCGUCAAGAAGCGCGAGAACCCCCGCGUCGCAGAGCGCCGAGCAUGGGAGAAGAUAGGCCCCGAGGCGGGCAAGCCAGCAGGCCCACGCCCCGACACCACCACCUUGGGUGAGAACAUCAUUUUCCGCCCACAGGCAGGUUUCAAGCCGGGAGGCGUGCAGGAGACGAAGCCGGAGGAGGACAAGAAGGCGGAGGCGUUGAAGAAGAUGCAGAUCAAGUGUCGUAUUUGUAGCGGAGACCAUUUCACGACCAAGUGUCCGUUCAAGGAUACGAUGGCGCCGGAGGGAGCUGAUGCGGAGCCGGCGGAGAUGCCGGAGGGGAUGGGACCGAGUGGGACUGGAGAGGGCGGGUUGGGAGCAGGUGGAAGCAGUUACGUGCCGCCGCAUUUGCGGAAGGGUGCAGCUGGUGCUUCGGGCGGUGAGAGGAUGGGUGGCAAGUUUGAGAGAGAUGAUCUGGCUACGCUCAGAGUCACCAACGUCUCUGAAUUCGCAGAAGAAGCAGACUUGCGCGAGAUGUUCGAGCGCUACGGUCGUGUCACGCGUGUCUUCCUCGCCAAGGACAGGGAGACGGGCAGAGCAAAGGGCUUUGCGUUCGUGUCAUACGCAGACCGCUCGGAUGCUGCGCGGGCAUGCGAGAAGAUGGACGGUUACGGUUACGGUCACUUGAUUCUGCGUGUCGAGUUUGCGAAGAAGAGCACCUAG